GCACGUUUCCUUGUCCAUAAUAAUUGUUCAAAUUGUCAUAUCAAGUAUCACAAAUUUCUGUCCGCCGACCGGCUACCACUUGCCACAUACAUUAUUAACUUCUUAUCACUGUUCCUUUUGGAGUAUUUGUUAGUGGGAGCUAAAUGCUAAUCCCCACAGAAAUAUAAUUACCCACAAAAAUUGUUCCAUCAUCUCAAUUAACCUUUCAUGAUUCCAUCCAUGGCCGCCGCCGAUCACCACGACGAUAAGCUCCACAUCGCCAUGUUCCCAUGGCUGGCCAUCGGCCACAUGAUGCCGUGGGUCGAACUCGUCAAGCUCAUAGCCCAAAAGGGCCAUUCCGUCUCCUUCAUCUCCUCCCCGCGAAACAUCGACCGCCUCCCCCAAAUCCCCACCUCACUCUCACCUUUCCUCCGGUUCGUCAAGCUUCCGCUGCCGCCAGUCGACGGUCUUCCUCCGUCCGCCGAGGCCACCACCAACUUGCCUCCCAACCAAGUUCAGUACCUCAAGAAAUCUCUCGACCUGCUCCAGCAACCCGUGACCCGGAUCCUCGGGUCGCUCCGACCCGACUGGAUCUUCUACGACUUCGCCCAGUACUGGGCCAGGCCAAUCGCGGCCCGGCUUGGAAUCAAGAGCUCCUUCUUCUCCAUCUGCAUCCCCGCCUUUCUCAGAUUCCUCGGCCCGCCGUCCGUCCUAAUUGACGGCGGAGACUACCGGAAGAAGCCAGAGGACUUCACCGUCGCCCCCAAUUGGGUCGACUUCCCCAGCACCGUCGCUUAUACCUACUACGACAUCAAGAACACCUUCGAUUGCGUCGAGGACGACGCUUCCGGAGUCAACGAUCUGAUCCGAAUCGGCCUCUCCGCUCGCAAUUGCGACGUCGUGACGGUCCGGUCCUGCUCCGAGUUUGAUUCCGAUUGGCUCCGGCUUCUUGAGAACAUCUACGAGAAGCCGGUCCUCCCCGUCGGCCAGCUCCCGCCGCCGCCUCCGCUGCGGCGUGGGGGUCAAUCAAGGAGUGGCUCGACGAGCAGGGGAGCGGAUCCGUGGUCUACGUGGCAUUCGGGAGCGAGGCGAAACCGACUGAGAAUCCUGGGUCAUGGCUCGGUGGGCGGGUUUCUGACUCAUUCUGGUUGGAGCUCGGUGGUGGAGGCGCUGUCCCUCCGGCGGGCUCUUAUUCUGCUGACGUUCUACUCCGACCAAGGGAUCAACGCGAGGGUUCUGGAGGAGAGGGAGCUGGGGUAUUGCAUACCGAGGGACGAGUCGGAUGGGUCGUUCACGCGAGACUCGCUGGCCGAGUCGCUGCGGGUUGUGAUGGUGAGUGAGGAAGGGAAGGUUUAUAGGGACAAGGCAAAGGAGAUGAGCGGACUGUUUGGGGACAGGGGAAGGCAGAGCCGUUAUGUAGACAACGUAUUGGCUCAUCUUUUUAAUAAAUGAUCAUAAAAACUAGCAAUGGAGAUGUUAUCCAUUGAUUUCCUGCUGUGCUGUUAAGCAUUUUAAAUAAUGAGAUCUGAUCACC
This is a messenger RNA of Linum trigynum, 1513 nucleotides long. Lineage: Eukaryota; Viridiplantae; Streptophyta; Magnoliopsida; Malpighiales; Linaceae. The record is from the annotation of a GenBank genome assembly.